CUUCCCCAUUAAUGAAAAGUAAUACCCUUUAGUACGGUACCAAGGUGUAUAGAUUUGACUUACCCGAUAAAUAAACAUAUUUAUAUUGAAGCAGUAAAUAACGAAUUCUGAUUACUCUCAACGAGAUUUAGCAGGUGUGCAAUGGGAUUGGGUGUCACGCUAUGGGUUCUAUAAAUGGGAUCAUUCAGGCAGCUUAUUCCACAAAGCGAUUCCAUUACUCCAACCGAGAUGAAGUACCUUCUGGUAGGAAUUGCUUGGGUGGCCAGUUGCACCUUCUCGUUUGCCCUAGUGCAGCCUCAUAAACUGGCUAAAGGAGAGAACGGCUGCAUAAGUAAAUCAGGUGCGAAUAUGGCUGUGGGCGACAUUGAGCAGGAUGUCCAGACAUGCGGAAUUGUGACUUGUGAAAAUAUAGAAGGAAACGGUUAUAACUACUACUGUCAAAUACCUGUACAGUUUGCGGAGUGUGCUGAAUCUGCUGUAUUGACGCACGUCGAUUUCCCGGAUUGCUGCUGGAUGUGUGCAGCUUGGACGGCCUGCGAUGAUGAGACAAGUGGUGGGGUUCCCGAGCAACCAGGAGGAAGUGAUGAAGUUGCUCCAGAAGGAGGGGCAGAAGGUGGAGCAGAAGGGGGAGCAGAAGGUGGAGCAGAAGGGGGAGCAGAAGGGGGAGCAGAGGGGGGAGCAGAAGGAGGAGCAGAACGCAAAGGCAAAGACGAUGCUCCUGGAGAAUUGGCAACCCUAGAAGAACCCUCAGUUCGAAUGCGUUCUGAGACUAUUGAUCCAGUAAACCCUGAAGCCGAGCGCCCCAAAGAGCGAUCCCAAGGAAAAAAGAACUCGAAGAAAGGCACUACCAAGCCAGAUGGAUCAACUUUACCCGAUGGAAAUGGGAACAUAAAGUUUGGCGGUGGCUCACCAAUUUCCAAGUUCGGUGAAGACAGCAUGUAAACUAGGUGUCAGAUUUAUACUUAUUAUUUAAUAUCCAUGAAUUUUAUUAAUUUUAAGCCCCGAAGUUGUUCGCAUACAGUCAUAAAUAAAAGACACGACAAUGUGCACUUCAUUUGUCUGCUCGCAAAACUGA
Messenger RNA from Drosophila elegans, 1075 nucleotides. RefSeq lists its product as uncharacterized. Bases 175 to 942 code for a protein of 255 amino acids. Lineage: Eukaryota; Metazoa; Arthropoda; Insecta; Diptera; Drosophilidae. The transcript has 3 exons. The record is from RefSeq and is a predicted model, not a curated record.